Frankliniella occidentalis (western flower thrips) is the source of this 6583-nucleotide messenger RNA. RefSeq names its product collagen alpha-1(IV) chain (gene Col4a1). Gene Ontology annotation, molecular function: extracellular matrix structural constituent. The coding region runs from base 1 to 5778 and encodes 1925 amino acids. The record is from RefSeq and is a predicted model, not a curated record. The transcript has 20 exons. Gene Ontology annotation, cellular component: collagen trimer. NCBI's taxonomy places the organism in Eukaryota, Metazoa, Arthropoda, Insecta, Thysanoptera, Thripidae.
AUGCGCAGUGACGUCAGUGCGAAAAGGGCUCCUCAGAAGGGCGAGAAACCAAAUCGCCCUCGAUUAAGGGCCGACUAUUGGUUGGCCAUUAUCACAAUUGGACCGCAAGCCGCUCCAAACGACACGUCUGCAGGGCAGAGCCAGGGGGUAGGCCUGUACAACCGGAGAGUGCCGGAGGGGUAUGAGGACACGCGGCGGUAUGAGGAGUACGAGGAGCAGCGGCGGCGCCAGGAGGAGGAGGCGGCCAGGUACUACGCGGCGUUAGCGGCGAGCGGCGGCGGCAGCUCCGGUGGCAGCUCCGGUGGCAGCUCCGGCGGCGGUGGCGCUCGCGGCGCUGCUCGCGGCGACGCUUACGACAGAAGCUCCGCCGGCGAGGCCUCCUACGGAUACGGCAGCAGCUCCGGCGGCGGCGGCGGCGGCGGCGCUUAUGGCAGCAGCUCCGGCGGCGGCGGCGCUUACGGCGGCAGCUCCGGCGGCGGUGGCGCUUACGGCGGCAGCUCCGGCGGCGGUGGCGCUUACGGCAGCAGCUCCGCCGGCGCUUACGGCGGCAGCUCUGGAGGCGAAAGGGGCGACGGCGGCCUCCGGAGCGGCAGCUACGACCUGGUGGCGGCCAGCGGCGUCGAGGCCGCCCGCAGAAACGGCACCGGAGCGGCAUGCGCGCCCAAGUGCUUCGCCGAGAAGGGCAGCAGGGGCCCCCCUGGCAUGACCGGCCUGCCGGGUCCCAAGGGUCAGCAAGGUUUCACCGGCCAGGAGGGUCUGCCGGGCUCCAAGGGUGACAAGGGCGAGUCUGGGCCCGCGGGCCCGCGAGGACCCAAGGGAGACAGGGGCCGUGCCGGUAUGCCCGGCUUCCCCGGUAUCAGCGGAGUUCCCGGUACGAUGGGACCGCCUGGCUUGCCAGGUCGCCCCGGUAUGGACGGCUGCAAUGGAACGGACGGUGCACCUGGACUUACAGGUCUCCAGGGAGAGCAAGGACCUAGAGGUUUCCCGGGCCCGAGCGGCGUUAAGGGUGACAAGGGAGAGGCAGCGUACGCUGGGUUGUUCCCUAAGGGACAGAAGGGUGAACCUGGAAGGGACGGCGUGAGAGGUCUUCCGGGCACUCCAGGAUUCCAGGGACCUCAAGGUCCUCAGGGAGCCAAGGGUGAAAGAGGACCAGAGGGGCCACUUGGUCCCGUCGGCAUCAAAGGCGACAAAGGACAAAUGGGUUUGGGCUUCGAAGGACCUGCGGGAGACAAGGGAGAGAAAGGACCUCCUGGCCCCCCGGGUGACUCCAGCUACAUUCACAUGCCACCAGGCUCGGUGGUCGGCCCCGUAGGCGACAAGGGAGAAAAGGGUGACCGGGGUGAGAGGGGAGUGGACGGUGCUAAGGGAGAGCCGGGCAUCAGCGGCGCCCCCGGAGGUCCCGGUGAGAUAGGCAAACACGGCGAGAAAGGUCUUCCGGGCCAGCCCGGCCUACCGGGUCGCUCCGGAUUCCCUGGACCUGCUGGACCGGAGGGACAAAAGGGUGACCGCGGCGUCGAUGGAAUCAGCGGCCUCCCCGGCCGUCCCGGCUUGAAGGGCGAGCCUGGCCACGACGGCCCGGCCGGUCUCACUGGACUUCGAGGACCUCCUGGCCCCCCUGGAGGUGGUAAGGGCAGCCCAGGCCCCCCAGGCCCGCAAGGACCCCGUGGGUACCCCGGCGCGCCGGGACCCAAGGGUUUGGAUGGCUUCGACGGUCCGCAGGGUCUACGAGGUCCGCAGGGCAAUCCUGGUGGCCCCGGAGUUCCCGGAUCUCCCGGACCGGAAGGAGCGCCCGGCGAGAAAGGCAGCAAGGGUGACUCUGGCCUCCCUGGUUUCCCUGGAGAGGUGGGACCUCGAGGGUAUCCCGGGCCGCAAGGACCUCCGGGUCUGAGGGGUCUCAAUGGAGAAAAGGGCCAUUCCAUCCCCGGUCCCAAAGGCAUGGACGGUCUGCCGGGUCGCGACGGUGAGAAAGGAAACAAGGGAGAAAGAGGUUUCCCUGGACUUCGAGGUUUCCCUGGAGACUCAAUGGAAGGCAUACCCGGUGCCCCUGGACUACCAGGGUACCCUGGAGAAAAGGGUGCUGACGGCCGACCUGGAAUCCCCGGCACCCCGGGCGGACAGGGCCCCAAGGGAGAUAUCGGAGGACGCUGCACUGACUGCCGACCUGGAGGUCCUGGAGAAAAGGGAGACCGCGGGCGAGACGGCCGAGACGGGGAACCCGGCAUCAUGGGACCAGCUGGAGAGCGCGGCACCCCUGGAGACACUGGACCAGACGGCCUCCCCGGCAUCCCCGGCCCUGCUGGCAAACCGGGUAUUGACGGCAUUCCUGGAGUACCCGGGCCCGAGGGCCCAGCUGGACGCGACGCCAUCGUGCCUCUGAACCUGGUCAAGGGACUGCCCGGCCCCCCUGGUCUGCGUGGAGAGCCAGGACGAGAGGGUCCGUUCGGACCGCCAGGCCCCGUCGGAGAAAAGGGCUCGCCCGGCCCCAUGGGCUUCCCCGGUCUCAAGGGCGACAAGGGCUUCCCUGGAGUGCGCGGCCUCGACGGGAGUCCUGGCCGCCCAGGCUAUCCGGGUGCCAAGGGAGAGAAGGGCUUAAGUAUCAAGGGCGAAGCUGGCCUGCCCGGUCGCGACGGGUACAAGGGUGACGCGGGUCCCAAAGGUCUGAUGGGUGAGAAGGGUCUCCCCGGGCAGUGCCCCACACCGGCAGAGAUACGCGAAGGCAUCAAGGGUGAGAGGGGAGCUGAGGGCCAGAGGGGACCUCAGGGACCCACUGGAGAACCCGGAUAUCCUGGCGCCAAGGGCAUCCAGGGUAUCUCUGGAUUAACGGGCGCCCCUGGUCCCAUCGGAGAGCCCGGCCCCGUCGGACCCAGAGGACUCCCGGGUCCACGUGGAGAGAAGGGCGAUUUAGGUCCCAUGGGCUUCCCUGGUGAGAAGGGACAAGACGGCCUGCCCGGCGUGCCGGGGCUACCAGGAUACAAAGGUACUAAGGGAGAGGCGGGCAUACCAGCUGUUGGGCCACCUGGACCUCCAGGCUACCCAGGACUCAAGGGCGAGAAGGGACUGCCUGGUCUCUCUGGCAGGUUUGGAAAGGAUGGAGCUCCAGGUCUGCCUGGCUUCGCAGGCGAGAAAGGAGACUUGGGAAUGCCUGGCCUUAACGGGUUGCCCGGUCCCCAGGGACAGAAGGGAGAUCCAGGUCCAUUUGGACCUGAUGGUCCACCUGGCCUUCCAGGUCGACCUGGGGCGGAUGGUACUAAGGGUGAGCCUGGACAGGUUGGCCUACCCGGCCGCGCAGGACAGGUUGGCUUCCCUGGCCCUAAAGGAGAGCCCGGACCAGCUGGCUUUGAUGGACCUAAAGGAUUCACAGGACAAAGAGGAGCCCCUGGUGCGCCUGGUACACCUGGCAUGGAUGGACAGCCUGGCGUGAAGGGCGAGCCCGGUCCUGAAGGAUACCGAGGACUGCCUGGCCCCAUGGGAGUGCAAGGACUUACUGGAUUACCCGGCCCCUAUGGACCAAAGGGAGACAUCGGCCUCCCUGGACCUCAGGGACUCUCAGGGUUGCCCGGCAUCCCUGGAGCGAAGGGAGAGCCUGGACCUGAAGGCUUACCAGGACGCAAGGGAGAGCCCGGCCCCGUGUCGGCUAAGGGUCAGAAGGGAGAGGCUGGCCUGCCUGGCCUGCGCGGUCCCCCCGGCCCCAAGGGCUACGACGGCCUCACCGGACUCAAGGGCGAGCCUGGCAGACCCGGCAUCGGCCUGCCCGGGCGGAAGGGAGACAUCGGUCUGACCGGCAGACCCGGUCUGGACGGCAGGCCUGGCGACAAGGGAGACCGUGGCGACAUGGGCUUCCCUGGACUCAAGGGAGACCCCGGUCUAGCAGGACUCCAGGGAGCGCCCGGCAUGCCCGGUGCGGACGGCAUGCCUGGCGCGGAGGGGCUGACAGGACCGCAGGGUCCUCCUGGGUACACAGGCCUCAAGGGAGACGAGGGAAGGCCUGGAUAUCCUGGACUCAACGGCACUAAAGGGGAGAUGGGCCCACCCGGUCCCGCCGGCCCACUCGGCUUCCCCGGCGAACGAGGAGACAAAGGCGACCGCGGUCCCCCCGGCCCCAUCGUGGACGUCAAGGGAGACAAGGGAGAGCCUGGCCGACCCGGACUGCCUGGACUGACCGGCGACAAGGGCGUCCAAGGCCUGGACGGGCUUCCUGGACCUGCUGGCGAAAAGGGUGACGUUGGCCUGCCUGGUGGCCCUGGUCUUCCAGGAGCACCUGGCUACCCUGGCGCUAAAGGAGAGCCUGGUCUGACUGGGCCGCCUGGUUUCCCUGGCCUCACUGUGAAGGGAGAAAAGGGAUUGUCUGGACUCCCCGGCAAAUUCGGAGCGGCUGGACUGAACGGAUACCCAGGAGAAAAGGGUGACCGAGGUCUCCCUGGACUGCCCGGGCGCUCUGGACAAGACGGUCUUUCUGGCCUCCCGGGACAGAAGGGCGACAAGGGCAACGCUGGACUCCCCGGACUGAACGGUGCCCCUGGGGAGGUUGGCGAGCGCGGUCUGCCCGGCAGGGAAGGCUUCCCCGGUGUCCCCGGCCUCAAGGGCGACGUCGGCCCGCCCGGCCUCUACGGCGCCCCAGGCGAGAAGGGUGACGCUGGCAGGCCCGGCAGUCCCGGCUACAGCGGCAGUCCCGGCCUGAAGGGUGACAGAGGCCUGGAUGGCUUCCCCGGCGCUCCCGGCCCAGUCGGCCCGCCCGGCGAACCCGGCCUCCCCGGCCCAGCCGGCCUGCCGGGUGCCCCUGGCAGAGACGGCGCCAAGGGUGAGAAGGGAGAGUCGCCGCCACUGCCGCCCCCUGGACCAAAGGGUGACCGCGGUGUGGCCGGCCUCCCCGGGCGCCCCGGAGCGCGCGGCGAGAACGGCCUGAGCGGCAUGCCUGGCCUGCAGGGAGUCAAGGGUGAGCGCGGAAGCCCAGGGCUGGACGGCCCUCCGGGUCUGCCGGGUCUGACGGGAGACAAGGGCGACGCCGGCCUCGACGGUCCCCCGGGACAGCCGGGUCUCGCCGGCGAGCCCGGUGCCAGGGGCAUCCCGGGCGCCUCCUGCAGCGCGCAGGGCGACUACCUCACUGGCAUCCUGCUCGUCAAACACAGCCAGAGCCAGUACGUGCCUCAGUGCGAGCCGGGCCACAUCAAGCUCUGGGACGGCUAUUCUCUGCUCUACAUCGAAGGAAACGAGAAGUCACACAACCAGGAUCUAGGUUUCGCCGGAUCUUGCGUGCGCAAGUUCAACACGAUGCCCUUCUUGUUCUGCGAUUUCAACAACGUUUGCAACUACGCGAGCCGCAACGACAAGUCAUACUGGUUGUCGACGACGGAGGCCAUCCCCAUGAUGCCCGUCGAGGACCGCCAGAUCUCCAAAUACAUUUCUCGGUGCACUGUGUGCGAGGCACCCGCUAACGUGAUCGCCGUGCACAGCCAGUCCCUCAAGGUGCCGGACUGCCCGGCCGGAUGGUACGACCUCUGGAACGGCUACAGCUUCGUCAUGCACACCGGCGCGGGCGCGGAGGGCGGCGGCCAGUCGCUGGCCAGCCCCGGCUCGUGCCUCGAGGACUUCCGCGCGACACCCUUCAUCGAGUGCAACGGCGGACGAGGCACCUGCCACUACUUCGCCAACAAGCUCAGCUUCUGGCUCGCCACCAUCGAGCCCGGCCAGGAGUUCUCGCGCCCCAACUCACAGACCCUCAAGGCGGGCAACCUGCGCGACCGCGUGAGCAGAUGCUCAGUCUGCAUCAAGCGCACUUAGCCGCGCGCGCGCAGCGACAGCAGACAGUCCUCGACAGCUUUCCGAUCUCGGCUGUUUACCCGAAAGGAGGACGAACCUCUCACCGAGUAUUAGAGAAGAGAGCGAAGCGUUGCUCGAUGGGUCCAGAAAGUGAGACCGGAGUGACACUCAGUCGCCAACGAUAGACGUUCCGGCGUCAUUUUCACGUCACACGACCUUAUUUCGACUCCCUCCUCAUAUGCUCUCUGGGGGCGCUGCGGUGGCCCUUACGCCAGUGCGAAAAACCAGCCAUCACACUGCCGGUUCAAAGCCUAGGCCUAGGCUUUCGAAAACCAACCCUGCCCUGACAUUUCCCUGUUAUUAUCAUUCGCCUCUUCGGUUCGCACUGGCGUGCUGCGCCCACUUUUUAAAGAGUCUGCCCUCUCAGCAUGUCGGGUAAAGAACGAGCUUAGGGGUUUGGCAACAUUGUGAUCCUUGUAAAUCGUUAACUCUUACUUUAGAAGUGCCAUCAGCCGACUGUGUUCGCACCGCAGUGUUCAACUUGUGUUCCACGCGAUCAGUUCGGCCCAGCCGAACCCCGGUACAGCACCACUGCCCCGACGAUACCCCCCGCGAUGGGCUGCAAGACGCCCUGGGCGACGGGGUAGCGCUCCUCAUUCACUCAAUACCCUCUCGACUGAUGUGCAUAAUGAAAUAUUAGAUAUUUCAGGAUGACUUCGAUAAAAAAAACGUGGUUAUUUUUAUUUUUUUCUUAGUUUCAAUUGCUGGGCCAAUCAUUUUUUAUUAAUCCAAAGAAAGCAAAAGAGAGAGAGGUGGAGAGAGAAAG